Cannabis sativa is the source of this 2548-nucleotide messenger RNA. RefSeq lists its product as uncharacterized. The record is from RefSeq and is a predicted model, not a curated record. Bases 1 to 2331 code for a protein of 776 amino acids. Gene Ontology annotation, molecular function: RNA-DNA hybrid ribonuclease activity; nucleic acid binding. The transcript has 3 exons. NCBI's taxonomy places the organism in Eukaryota, Viridiplantae, Streptophyta, Magnoliopsida, Rosales, Cannabaceae.
AUGAAACUUGAUAUGAGCAAAGCCUAUGAUCGGGUUGAGUGGGUUUUCGUAGAGAGAAUGUCGCUAAAGCUAGGUUUUGAACAACAAUGGGUGGAUAAAUUGAUGAAAUGUGUCUACUCAGUCCGGUACUCUUUUCAAUUAAAUGGGCAAAUUUAUGGGGAAGUAAUACCGACUAGAGGCUUAAGACAAGGAGAUCCACUUUCGCCAUACCUUUUUCUUAUAUGUGCAGAAGGAUUUUCAGCGCUUAUCCGACAUGCAGAGGAAAAGAGGGAUAUUUUGGGUCUAAAAAUAGCUAGACAUGCCCCACCAAUUAGCCACUUAUUUUUCGCAGAUGACAGUUUGCUCAUGUUUAAAGCUUCAGAGAGAACUUUAGUAUCAAUACAAAAAAAUUUCAGCCUGUAUGCUGAGUGUUCUGGACAGAUGAUUAAUUACACCAAAUCACUGCUUUUGUUUUCUCCUAAUACUCCUGAAGGAAUUAGAGUACAAUAUGUCUCCUCUCUUGCAAUGACGAUGACAGAAGAGAUUGAAACGUAUUUGGGAUUGCCAAUGGUGGUUGGAAGAAAUAAAAAAGCUAUAUUUCGACCAAUCAAAGAUAAAAUUUGGUCAAAACUAAAUUCAUGGCAUACAAAAUUAUUCUCACAAGUAGGAAAAGAAAUUCUUUUAAAAGCAGUUGUUCAAUCUAUGCCUAUGUAUUAUAUGUCGUGUUUCAUUAUACCAGAAGGAACUUGUGAGGAAAUAGAGAAACUAAUGGCUAGAUAUUGGUGGGGUUCAUUCCAAUCAAAGAGGAAAAUUCAUUGGCGAGCUUGGCAAAAGCUUUGCUUUUCUAAGCGAAAAGGAGGGUUAGGUUUUCAAAGAUUUGUUCAAUAUAACCCAGCGCUAUUAGCAAAACAGGCAUGGAGGGUAUUGAUAAAUCCUACGUGUAUUCUGGCACAAGUUCUAAAGGCCAGAUAUUUCCCACAACAAAGUUUUUUAGAAGCUACAGAAAGCUCUCAUCCAUCUCAAAUAUGGCGUGGUAUAGUUUGGGGUAAGGAAUUACUUAUUAAAGGAUUGAGAAGGAGAAUUGGGAAUGGUGCUAAUACAAGGGUGUUUAAAGAUCCAUGGAUUCCACGUCCACCUUCCUUUUUACCUAUUACAAAGGAAGUUGGCGAUCUUAUGAUGGUGUCAGAAUUAAUAGAGCAACUAGGACAAUGGAAUAAAGAUCUAAUUCACCAAGUUUUUAGUACUCCUUACUCACAACUCAUUUUAUCAAUUCCAAUUACCCUGUUUGAACAUGAUGAUGAUUGGUUAUGGCAUUUUACUAGCCAUGGCCACUAUUCGGUUAAGAGUGGAUAUAAUCUGGCAAUAGGAGGAGAAAAUUUACAAUCUUCAUCAUCAAAUGAAGUUAUGGCAGCUUGGUGGAGUUCAUACUGGGCAAUACAAAUUCCAAAGAAAAUUUUGCAUUUUGGAUGGAAAGGUUUUCAUGAAAUUUUACCCACUUUUAGUGGUCUAUUUCGAAGACAAAGCUCACCUCAUAGUAAUUGUCCUAUAUGUGGUUUCGGGAAUGAUACCAAUGCACAUGUAAUUUUCUGGUGCUCCUUCUCACAAGUUAUAUGGAAGCAAAUGAGUUUCCCUUUUCUUGCAAGCCCAAAAGAGCACUUGACCUUCAAAGGAGUACUACUGUAUGCAUCAGAAAUACUUGAAAAAGAAGAUUUUGAGAAAGUGUUAAUUUCAGCACGGACAAUAUGGUUUGAAAGAAAUAAGAAAAGUCAUGGAAGAACUAUAAGAACUCCACACCAAAUCAAGAUAUGGAUCUCUUCCUAUUAUAAUGAAAUCUGUCGAGAAAGAAAUAAAACUAAAAAAGGAGUUUCAACUGGGUGUACUAGUGAGCAAAGUAAUGCAGAGACAGAAGUUCUUAGCUAUAAACUAUAUGUGGACGCAACGAUAUCAACCCCUCAAAAUGUGAUUGGUUUUGGAGCAAUCAUUUUCUCCUCAGACAAACAAAUGAAGGCAGCCUUAUCUAAACCACUACAAGGUUCCUUUUCAGUUUUCCAGGCAGAAGCAGUUGCUUUACUAGUAGGUUUGUGUUGGGCUCAAGAUGUGGGACUUCCCAUGGAGAGGGUUUUUUCUGAUUCACUUUCUUUGGUCUCUGCUUUGGAAGGCCAGACUGUGUAUUUAAAUGAACUGGGGGUAAUCUUUUCUGAUAUUAAAGUCCUAUUGUCUAGUUUUCCUGAGGUAUCUCUUUCUCAUGUUAGCCGCAACUUUAAUGUUGAGGCUCAUAGAUUGGCUAAGCAUGCCCUUAGGAUAGACAAUGAACUUUCUAGGAUGGAAGAAAUCCCCCCUCCCUCUGUGUAACUUUUGUUAGCGUUGUUAUCUUAACCUUUAUCGGUUACCAAAAAAAAAAAAAAAUCUAGGUCCAUAGGUUUGAAGACCAAGGAUGUAGGUGGCUUAAUCCGUUGAACCUUGUAAAAAUCAAGAGUUUAUAAUUUUUUACCCUUAAACUCUUUACUUUACAAGUUUGAUUAUUUGCUUUCAAUAUAGGCUUCAAUGAAUGACAAUUAUGAAUUCUAGC